This is a messenger RNA of Cornus florida, 1857 nucleotides long. Its product is annotated as dehydrogenase/reductase SDR family member FEY-like. The transcript has 8 exons. The record is from RefSeq and is a predicted model, not a curated record. The coding region runs from base 297 to 1424 and encodes 375 amino acids. Lineage: Eukaryota; Viridiplantae; Streptophyta; Magnoliopsida; Cornales; Cornaceae.
AAAUACAUUGGAAACUGAGAAGGGACAGAUCUUUGAUCCUCCACUUUUAGAGUGAGAAACAGACAAAACGGCAUCGCCCAGGUAGUGGUUGGUUCAGGGGAAGAGAGAGAGAGAAGAGCGCCUGGGUGUUAGAUCAGGAGAGUGACUCAGAGAGAGAGGAGAGAGACAGUGCCAAGGGUUUUAGAUCAGGAGAGUGAAAGAGAGACAGGAACAGUGCCUAGUGUUUUAGAUCAAGAGAGAGAGAGAGGGGAGAGAGACAGUGCCAAGGGUUUUAAAUCGAGAGAGAGAGAGAGGAUAUGGCUUCUCCGUCGCCGCCGUCGUCCUCGGAGAGGGUGGUAAAGAAAGAGAGUUUGGGAUGGAUAGAAUGGUUGAGGGGAUGGUUCUAUGUGAUAUACGAGAUGCUGUUUCAGAGGAUAAUGGCGAGCCAUUUGCAGGAUCCAAUGCCUCUUCCUCCUCUCAGCGAUGUUACUUGCAUCAUUACCGGAUCUACCAGUGGUAUUGGCCGCGAAAUCGCCAGGCAAUUGGCAGAAUCAGGGGCGCACGUUGUAAUGGCGGUCAGGAACCCAAAGGCAGCACAUGAGUUGAUCCGGAAGUGGCAGGAGGAAGUGUCAGGAAUGGGGCUUCCUCUUAAUAUUGAGGUAAUGGAACUCGAUCUUCUCUCUCUGGAUUCUGUUGUGCGAUUUGCUGAAGCGUGGAAUGCACGUUCGGGACCUUUGCAUGUUCUCAUCAAUAAUGCGGGGAUAUUUUCCAUUGGGGAACCACAGAAAUUUUCAAAGGACGGUUACGAAGAGCACAUGCAAGUGAAUCAUUUAGCUCCAGCAUUGCUUUCAGUAUUGCUUUUGCCAUCUCUUAUCAGAGGCUCCCCAAGCCGAAUUAUUAAUGUGAAUUCAGUUAUGCAUUAUGUUGGAUUUGUUGACACAGAAGAUAUGAACGUUGUUUCCGGGAAAAGAAAAUAUACAAGCUUAGUGGGGUACUCAGGCAGCAAAUUAGCACAGGUCAUGUUUAGUAGCGUCCUCCAUAAGCGGUUGCCUGCUGAAGCUGGCAUAAAUGUAGUAUGUUUAUCUCCCGGAAUUGUCCAGACUAAUGUUGCAAGGGAUCUUCCGAAGAUUGUUCAAGCAGCUUAUCACCUAAUACCCUAUUUUAUCUUCAGUCCUCAAGAAGGUUCUAGAAGUGCACUUUUUGCAGCCACCGAUCCCCAGGUUCCCGAGUACUGUGAAUUGUUAAAAGCAGAUGAGUGGCCUGUCUGCGCCUUCAUUUCUCAAGAUUGCCGUCCCACAAAUCCAUCCGAAGAGGCACAUAAUAUAGAAACUUCUUACAAAGUGUGGGAGAAGACAUUACAGAUGAUUGGCCUUCCUUUGGAUGCAGUAGAGAGACUUAUAGAAGGGGAAGAGGUUAAUUGCAGAUAUGGUGCACAGCAGGGGUAGUUUUUCCUUUUACUAUGAUUAUUAACUGUUUUCGUCUGUUUUAGGGGCAUGCUCCCUGAACUCCUUUUUUGGCUGACUACAUACUACAAGGGUUGGGUUGAAACUCCAAGGUCUGCUCCCUGCUGUGCUACUGCUUCUCCGAGGGGAAACUCACUCUUAUCUUGUAUUUUUGUUAGCUUUUUUUUUUUUCUGACUAAUCCAAAAAAAAAAAAAAAGGUUAGCUUUUUCACGUCUCUGAUUAUAUAUAACCUUUGUGGGUCUUGUAAUAAUGUAUUUGGAAAAAAUUGAUGGCGAUUCUGUCAUACCCUGUACGUACUUAUUUAUUUGAGUUUAUUAUUUUCAGUUGCAAUUGUCUUUGAAUGUCUGAUUUGAAUUCUUUGCGAGCACGCUCUUCUUCUAAAUGAUUAUAUAUAACAUUUUUGAGUUUCUGUAA